Galleria mellonella (greater wax moth) is the source of this 4773-nucleotide messenger RNA. It is a transcript of the gene Fic, whose product is annotated as protein adenylyltransferase Fic. The transcript has 3 exons. Lineage: Eukaryota; Metazoa; Arthropoda; Insecta; Lepidoptera; Pyralidae. Bases 145 to 1500 code for a protein of 451 amino acids. The record is from RefSeq and is a predicted model, not a curated record. Gene Ontology annotation, molecular function: protein binding.
AGCAGUGGCCUUACGUGGUCUCACGUUAUUUGUAUGUUUUCACUGUUUAGAAAUAUUUAUUGCAAUACAUAAUGCAAUUUAAAUUAUUGUCAGUGAUUAGAGCGAAAAGUUUAUCUGUGAACAUAUGUGUUGAUCGAAACAAUAAUGCUAUUACUAGGUAGGCCCACCGAUACAGAGACGAUGAAGUGUAAUCAAAACCAUUCUAACACAAAAAUGAUUUUGGACAAGUGUAAAACCGUUCUAAUGCUAUCCAGUGUGGUGUGUACGUUGGCUGUUGUUAUCUCUUUACAUAAAUUAUUGUAUUAUGAAGUCAAACUUAUCAGGCCGUUCUCUCCCAUACCAAUGGGAUUGUAUGGGAAUCACUUAGAACCAUUUGAAGAAAUUUCUCCAAUAAAUAAUAAUCCAAAAAAACAAGAUAAAGCCAGAGAUUCCGAGGCAGUAGUGUCUCUCAACGCAGCAUUAGAAAUGAAAAGAAAUGGUAAGGCAGACAAGGCAAUGAAACUCUUCCAACAUGCAUUUGCACUGUCUCCAAAGCAUGCUGAUAUAUUGAACCACUAUGGGGAGUUCCUAGAGGAUACGCAAAAGGAUAUUGUAAAGGCAGAUCAGCUCUACACAUUGGCCUUAUCAAAUUUCCCAGAACACACUGGCGCCUUAAUGAACAGGCAGCGAACAGCAAGCAUUGUAGAGAAUUUAGACAGGGAAAUGCUGAGAAAGAUUGAUGACAAGAGAGAUGCCUUGCUCUCUAUACCGGAAAAUAACUCUGCAUUACGUAGAGCAAAAAAAGAAGCCUAUUUCCAGCACAUAUAUCACACAGUGGGCAUUGAAGGUAAUACUAUGACUUUGCAACAGACAAGGAGCAUAUUGGAGACACGAAUAGCUGUUUCAGGGAAGAGUAUAGAUGAACAUAAUGAGAUUCUUGGGCUAGAUGCAGCUAUGAAAUAUAUAAACUCGACAUUGUUGUAUAGGUUACGAGGUAUCACUAUGGGGGAUAUACUAGAGAUCCACAAACGGGUGCUAGGGCAUGUGGAUCCUAUAGAAGGAGGACAGUUUAGAAGAACUCAGGUGUAUGUGGGUGGCCACAUACCACCAGGACCAUCAGAGAUACAGCAAUUGAUGGCCCAAUUUUUAGAAUGGCUAAAUUCAGAAGAUGCUUUAGAUCUUCAUCCAGUAAGAUAUGCUGCAUUAGCUCACUAUAAAUUAGUCCACAUACACCCAUUCAUAGAUGGCAACGGACGAACGUCGCGGCUCCUCAUGAACCUUCUCCUGAUGCAGGCUGGUUAUCCCCCAGUGAUCAUCGCUAAGCAACAUCGUCACCUGUAUUAUCAACACUUACAGACGGCCAAUGAGGGUGACGUCAGGCCUUUUGUGAGGUUUAUAGCGCAAUGUACUGAGCGCACAUUGAACCUGUAUCUGUGGGCGACAAGCGAAUAUUCGCAUAUGGUGCCCGCGAUCGGCGAGCCGCACAUACUUACUGAAGCAUUCGACGAUGACAUACUAUGACCUUGUACUUAAUACUUAGGUUUAAGUUAGACCAUCAUCGUAUUAGCUAGUAACUGUCCACUAUUAAAAACAUAGGCCUCCUCCAUAUACUGCCUUUACCACUGAGAGGUUUAAUUUAGAUGUUUCAUACAAAACCUCACAGGCGUAUGCCUUUGUCUGCUAGUUCUCAAUGACCAAGGCGAACUAUAGAAAGUAUCAUCAUCUGUCCACUGCUGAACAUAAGCCUCCCCCUUAGGGGAAUUUGCCAGUAGUUGCCACGCUUGGCAGGCGGGUCGGCAACAGCAAUUAGGCUUUAGAGAUGUUUUAAGAGGGGCGCUGCUGCCUAUCCCUCGCCCUCCCUUAGUCGCCUCUCACGACACCCACGGGAAAGGAAGGAGUGGCCUAUUUUAUAGGAAGUAUGGUGUUUUAUUAUUGUAUUUGGUGCUCAAAUUUUAGCAACAAUGCAUUUUAAUGUAUAAAUUACAACAUAAUAGAAAACUAAUAUAUAUGUAUGAAAAUAUUGGUACUUCUUAAACUUAAGUCUCUUUUUAAUAUCGUGAAAUGAGCACAAACUUAAUUUAUAUACAAAUAAGUGCAUUUUUGUAUAUAUGUCUUAGUUGAUUGUAUGCAAUUUUUUUAUUUAAUGCUGGGUUUAUACAAUUGCCAGAACUCGGCAAGCGCGCACAAAUAUAAACAUGUCAAUGCGGUUUUUGUGCUCAAAUAGUAGAAACUGCAGCAAUAGUCUCCAUACCAAUUGUAAUUCACGCUUCAGCAUUUGCCACGUGUAACUCUUAAAACUUGUAUGUAGUGAGCGUGUAAAUCAAACCUAAUAAUGAUCUGCUUGUUAGAAAACUUAUGCUUAUUGCGUUGACAAAAUAUUUUGUAAAUAAGGACUCUUGUAAAUAAUCCCUGUUUAAUUUAUGUACAUAACUAGUAUUUAUAUAAACAAAUCAAUACUUACUUCCAUUUUAUGUUACAGUUGCCUGCAGGCAGGCAUUUGUGAAAGUGUUAAAUCAAUUCUUAAUUUGUUAACUAUUCAAAUAAUGACAAGUAUGAAAACGCCUCAGUGUUUUAUAUUUUAUUAUUUAAAAAAUGGAUUUCCGUCCAUCUUAAGAGAUUGCUUCAGGUAAGAUCGUAGAUUGAAAUGAAUUAUUAUUAAAAUUGUUGAAAAAUAACUACCACGAGUCGUACUGUAUUGUUAUUAUUUAAAAGCAAAAUCCAGAUUUAAAAAGUUAGUAAUUACAUUACUAGAAUUAUUAAAUUAUUGAAAUGGACUAAAAUAUAUUAUAUACAUGAAUUACUUAUUUGGCUAAGACUUUGAACUUUCAAAUCGACAGUAAAAAAGUUUGAAAAUUUGUUGUUUUAUAUCCAAUACGGUCAUUAAUUUUUUUUUUACUCCAGGCUCCCCCUCUUGCGGGGUCUUGCCAGUCGUUGCCACGCUUGACAGACGGGCUGGAAACCGUAGUUAGGCUUUAGUGAUGUUUUAUUAGGGAUUGUGCUACCCGUCCUUCGACCAAUGAAUUCCCUUAUUCGUCUCUUACGAUACCCUCGGAAAGAAGAAAGGACCUUUGAAAUACUCGUAUAAAAUAAUUUUUCUUGGAAAUUUGUUAGCCUAAUACAAAACCAAAACUUACCAGUCUUUUGGAAAGCAAGAUAGGUAUCUUACUUUAUCGUUUUGUAUUAUAUUCCCUGUUAUUGUUAUUUUAUAUCUACUAGCACUUUAGAUAUCGUCAUAGUCGUAGAAUACUGACGGAUCUUUAUAUGUAAUCUUUGUCAGAUCCGUCAGUAUUCUACGACUAUGACGAUAUGGUGCUGUCAUUCUGAAGCAAUUAGAAUCCAUUUUUAAUUUUAACAAGGACAUUUUCACUAUGAGUUAUUGUUCUUAUAAUAAAAAUACUGUUGUCAAAUAUUGACUGUAUUUGUUCGAGUGUGUAUUUAAAGUGCACAAUUUGUACUAAGUGUGUUAUGAAACACGCCUUGAGUGUAUUUUUUUUCUCAAUUUAAAACUAACCAAAGAAAAUCGUAUUGUGCCUAUUUAUUUUGAAGAAUCAUUUGAAACGCUGUGAUAAAGUUAUUUAUUUCUCAUGUAUAUUUGUAUAGAUAUGUAUUUUAUUGUUAUAAUAAUUUGUUGUGUUAAUAUAAUUAAGAUUCAGUAAUUGUGUUGGAUCAGUAACAAAUAUGUAAAAAAAGACAAUUUAUAUUACCCAUUUACUCGAGAUAAAUGGAUAACGUAAAGUAGCUUUUAUAUAAUAUAUACAAACUAGUUGUUUCCUAUGUUUAUAUAGAUAUAUAUUUAUAAAUAGCCACUCUAAUAUAUAUAUAUAUAUAUAUAUAUAUAUAUAUAUAUAUAUUGUUGUAUAAACCAAGGUAGAAUCAGUAACAUACAAAAAUCAAUGAAAAUAUCCAAAUUCCGAAAAUCCCUGCAACAAUCAAAUAUAUUUCAUACAUAAAAACUAAAUGGACUUGAGAAAUUAAAAAUUAGCUAAUACUCAAUUGUCGACAAUAGCAGAAUCAUAAUAAUAUCCCAGUGUUGGUCGACUUCUGGUGCUGACUGUACUAAGCAAUUUUUUUUAUUGUUGGCAUUUGGAGUAAUUUGGAAUACAUCUGUACAGAGUGAGAACACUUCUACUGUUGUACAUAUUAAAUUUUUCAAACAAAUCUUUGAAAAUCCAAGUGUUAUCACUUAAUAACAACUGAUCUAUUUCUACUUUGGCUAUUUCUUUUUGAAUUAAGAUAAUUACAAUUAAAAUAAUUUACCAGAGGGAGAGACUUUUUACAAAAGUUGAUUGCUUGGGUACCUCUGUCCCAUUCGUGUUUCAACCGUGAACCAGUUGUGUUUGCAUGGCUGUGUUUCGGUUUGAAGGGUGGGAUAUGGUGUGAAUUUACAGGGUACAGAGGAAUAACAUCUGAGUCCUCAAGAAUGGCAACGCAUGGGGGUAUCAUGGGCGAAACAGUAUACUCUGUUAUGUCCAUGGUACUGCUCAUGUGUAUAGGCGACGGUUACCACUUUCCAUCAGGAGGGCCGUCAGCUUGUUUGACAUUCUAAGUUGUAUUAAAAAAAAAUUACUAGUUAUCUUAAUUCAAAAACAAAUGGAACAAAUGAAAUAUUUAUAAGGGAUUUGUUUUUCGUCAAACACUGCAUAAUUAUAGAUUAUUUCCAGUGAUAAGUACUAAUCAAGUACUAUUUUGUAUUGUCUCCCUAAAUUAUUGUAGUCUUCCUUUUUAUUUUACUCUUAUUUAUAUGCAGAACACUCCAAUGGUGUUACCAGUACAAAAUAAAGUGUAUUAACUCAA